This is a messenger RNA of Strongylocentrotus purpuratus (purple sea urchin), 2086 nucleotides long. RefSeq names its product succinate--CoA ligase [ADP/GDP-forming] subunit alpha, mitochondrial-like. Gene Ontology annotation, biological process: tricarboxylic acid cycle. The record is from RefSeq and is a predicted model, not a curated record. The transcript is spliced from 8 exons. Gene Ontology annotation, molecular function: succinate-CoA ligase (ADP-forming) activity; succinate-CoA ligase (GDP-forming) activity. NCBI's taxonomy places the organism in Eukaryota, Metazoa, Echinodermata, Echinoidea, Camarodonta, Strongylocentrotidae. Gene Ontology annotation, cellular component: mitochondrion; succinate-CoA ligase complex (ADP-forming). The coding region runs from base 56 to 1066 and encodes 336 amino acids.
UCAUAUUAGGAUUUUAAUUCUUAGAAAAUAAUUAUAUCGAAACGUCUGUGAUUGAAUGCUAGUCGUCGAGGUGUGUGGAAGAAAAAUGGCGUCCACUAGCAGAAUAUUUGCUCGAACUCUUGCCCUGACAAGGUUUGGUACAAGGAAUUGCUACACCGAAACAAGACCUAAUCUAGGGAUUAACAAAACCACCAAGGUUAUCUGCCAGGGAAUCACAGGCAAACAGGGUGCCUUCCAUACAACCCAAGCCAUUGAGUAUGGCACUAAUAUGGUAGGAGGUGUCACACCAGGCAAGAGUGGCCAGGUAUCAUGUGGACUACCAGUCUUUGAUUCCUGUCAUGAGGCAAAAGCAAAGACUGGAUGUGAUGCAUCGGUUAUCUAUGUGCCCGCUCCCUUUGCUGCUCCAGCAAUCAUGGAAGCCAUCGAUGCUGAGAUUGGUCUGGUUGUCUGUAUCACAGAGGGUAUCCCACAGCAAGACAUGGUCAAAGUUAAACAUAGACUCUCCAGGCAAAGCAAGACAAGGCUUGUGGGACCCAACUGUCCAGGAAUCAUUGCCCCCGGAGCUUGUAAGAUUGGCAUCAUGCCUGGUCAUAUUCAUAAAGAGGGUAAGAUAGGCAUCGUCUCUCGAUCAGGAACACUCACAUAUGAAGCGGUUGCCCAGACAACAGCAGUGGGACUUGGCCAGACACUAUGUGUCGGUAUUGGAGGAGAUCCUUUCAAUGGAACCAAUUUCGUAGAUUGUUUAGAAAUCUUCCUCAAUGACCCUGCUACUGAAGGCAUCGUUCUUAUUGGUGAGAUUGGAGGAGGAGCUGAGGAGAAGGCAGCAGAGUUCCUCAAACAGCAUAAUUCAGGUCCUGAUGCUAAGCCAGUAGCAGCCUUCAUUGCUGGUUUGACUGCCCCACCAGGCAGGAGGAUGGGACAUGCUGGAGCUAUCAUCUCUGGAGGUAAAGGUGGAGCUACAGAGAAGAUCCAGGCUCUCAAGGAUGCAGGUGUCGUUGUUACUAUGUCUCCAGCUCAAAUGGGAACAACAAUACUGAAAGAAAUGGAAAAGAUUGGCCAGGCAUGAGCAGGGUAUACAGGGAGCAGUUUUAAGAACCAUCCUCUGAAAACCGUUUUAAUAUUGAAAAGGAACAAAAUAUUCAUGUGGGAAUUAGAUUGUGCCGUUUCUUUUUUCCAAAUGUUAUCAAAUUUUCACCCAUGAAAAAAAAAGAGAUUAUAUGAGAUUUGUCUAGUGGAUUUGAAAUACUUUGUGUGAUUUAGUGAUAUAUAUUACUUUACCCCCUUCAAUAUGGAAAAUGAUAUUUAUUUGGGUGCUUUUCAGAAUGGCAUUCAAGCAUAGACCCUAUAUAAUAUUCAUUGUGUUACAAUAAUGUUACUGAUGUCAGUUCCUAUGGAUGAAGGCUUUUCAUUAUAUCAAUAUCUGGAGCAGGUCUAAAACAUUUUCUCUGGUUUGCUACUUGUGUUCAUGCAAACUUGGGGUUUUAAGCAUUGACAUUGUAUUCAAAGCUUGUACUUGUGAAGCUGCCAGCAAUAAAAGGCUAUCGUUAAGAGGAAAAAUUUGUCAAUUAACUCAUUCUUGAUAAUCUAGUAUAUUAUUUUACCUUUUACAGUCAAGAUUACGAACUGAGUCUCACCUCUUUCACAGCUUUAGGGGGAUGAUAUGUGAUUAAUCUUAAUAUGAUGAUGUGAGGAAACUUUAUUUUCUUUUCAAUUAAAUACUCAUUCUGUAGCAUUCCACAAAGCUUAACUGAAAGCAAUCAGUGAUAUUGAGGCCAUGACGUUUUACCUGUAUAUCAGUCAUUGCCUUCUGUUGAGAAAUCAAGUCAGUUGAAAGUUACAUACUCUGAAAAUGAAGACCGUACUAACAUUACUUGAAAUUUAACCACAGUAAUCAAAUUGAAAUGCAACAAAGUCUUAAAUUUAGGAUGGUUACUGUAAAGAUGUACAGGAUAUAUUACUACUGCGCUCCAGAGGAAUUUGCUUUUUUUCCAAGCAUAUAAACAGCAACUAGGAGAGGAGACAUAGUUCAGAAAAUUUAGAUAUUUUCCCAUUUUAUGGUUGAAUAAAUUUAUUGUUCCAAUGUAAA